AAUAAAUAAAAACAACCCACGUUCACUCACUCACCUUCAAACUCAAACUGUUACGUUAUACUUAUUCCAUUCCACUUCCUCUUUUACAAGCCAUAAUUGCUUUGCGUUGCGUUGCGUUGAAACAAAAGAGAAAUUUUAUAAAAACCUUUAUCUUUAUCUUUCUGUUUUCUUAGUUUUUAACGUUCACACGCGGCGCACGUUAACAAAAUGGCGGAAACCGGCGGUGAAGUUAACGGUGACGGUUUUACAUAUCUUCACGGCGAUCUCGACUUAACUAUAAUCUCCGCUCGCCGGUUACCGAACAUGGAUAUGUUUUCCGAGCGUUUCUGCCGCUGCAUAACCGCUUGCGACACUAUUAAAUUCCACUCGCCACCUUCUGACUCCACCACCACCGCCGCCGACGGAGGAACCACCACACACCGGGAACAUCAUCACCGGAGAAAAAUCAUACGAAGUGAUCCCUACGUAACUGUUUCUGUACCGCAAGCAACCGUUGCACGGACACGUGUGUUGAAGAAUUCACUGAAUCCUGAGUGGAAGGAACGGUUUCACAUUCCGUUAGCACAUCCGGUUAUUGAUUUGGAGAUUCGUGUUAAAGAUGAUGAUGUGUUUGGUGCUGAAGUUAUGGGAAUGGUGAAGAUUCCGGCCAAGAGAAUUGCUACCGGAGAGUUGAUUUCCGGUUGGUUUCCUAUUGUUGCUUCAUCCGGUAAACCACCGAAGCCGGAUACAGCUUUGAAUAUAGAAAUGAAGUUUACUCCGGUGGAUGAGAAUCCGCUAUACCUGCGUGGCAUUGCGGCUGAUCCGGAACAUGGAGGAGUGAGGCAUACGUAUUUUCCGGUGAGGAAGGGGAGUUCUGUGAGGCUUUAUCAAGAUGCACAUUGUCCAGAAGGAACUGUACCGGAGAUUCAGCUUGAUAAUGGGAAGGUUUAUAGAGCGGAGAAUUGUUGGGAAGAUAUAUGUUAUGCUAUAACAGAAGCUCAUCAUAUGGUUUAUUUAGCGGGUUGGUCGAUUUAUGAUAAGGUGAAGCUUGUUAGGGAACCUUCUAGGCCUUUGCCGAAAGGUGGCGAUUUAACACUUGGUGAUUUGCUUAAGUAUAAGAGUGAAGAAGGUGUGAGGGUUUUAUUGCUUGUUUGGGAUGAUAAAACUUCCCAUGAUAAGCUCUUUUUCAAGACGACUGGAGUAAUGGAGACGCAUGAUGAGGAAACUAGGAAGUUUUUCAAACAUUCUUCUGUCAUGUGUGUUUUGGCGCCUCGCUAUGCUAGUAGUAAGAUGAGCUUCAUUAAGCAACAGGUUGUUGGAACCGUCUUCACACACCACCAAAAAUGUGUUAUUGUAGACGCACAAGCUGCUGGUAAUAACAGAAGGGUAGCUACUUUUAUAGGAGGUCUCGAUCUCUGUGAUGGUCGCUAUGACACACCUGAGCAUCGGCUUUUUCGUGAUCUUGAUACUGUAUUUGCCGGUGAUUUCCACAAUCCUACAUUUCCUUCUGGAACAAGGGCUCCUAGACAACCUUGGCAUGAUUUGCACUGCAGAAUAGACGGACCCGCUGCAUAUGACGUUCUUAUUAAUUUUGAACAACGAUGGAGAAAAGCAACCAAGUGGAAAGAGUUUGCAAUUCUUUUCAAAAAAGCUUCUCAGUGGAACGACGACGCUUUAAUAAGAGUAGACCGUAUCUCAUGGAUAUUAAGUCCAUCUCUUCCUACUCUUCCUACCCCAAAGGAAUCAAAGGAAGGUUAUACAAUUGUUCCAGGGGAUGACCCUCUAUUAUGGGUUUCUAGUGAAAAUGAUCCUGAAAACUGGCAUGUUCAGAUCUUCCGCUCCAUUGACUCAGGAUCCUUGAAAGGAUUUCCCAAACGUGCUGAUCAGGCUCUAUCCCAGAAUCUCAUAUGUGCUAAAAAUUUGACUAUAGAAAAAAGCAUUCAAACAGGAUAUAUCCAAGCUAUCAGAUCUGCUCAACAUUUCAUUUAUAUUGAAAACCAAUACUUUAUUGGAUCUUCAUAUGCAUGGCCAUCUUACAAUAAUGCAGGUGCUGAUAAUCUUAUCCCAAUGGAAUUGGCACUGAAAAUUGCUAGUAAAAUCAAAGCUAAGGAGAGAUUUGCUAUUUAUAUUGUUUUACCUAUGUGGCCAGAAGGUGAUCCUAAAUCUGGAGCUGUGCAAGAAAUCCUUUUCUGGCAGGCUCAGACAAUGCAAAUGAUGUAUAAUGUUGUUGCUAAAGAAUUGAAAUCAAUGCAACUUAGUGAUGUGCAUCCACAAGACUACCUCAAUUUCUAUUGCCUUGGUAAUCGGGAACACUUCAAUGAAGAAAGUUCAGGCUCAAAUAGUGCACCGGUCUCUGGAGCAUUUAAAUAUCGUCGAAAUAUGAUCUAUGUGCAUGCCAAGGGGAUGAUCGUGGAUGAUGAAUAUGUUAUAUUGGGAUCUGCCAACAUAAACCAAAGAUCUAUGGCUGGUACUAAAGAUACUGAGAUAGCUAUGGGUUCAUAUCAACCCCAUUACACAUGGUCUGCGAGGAAAAAACAUCCACAUGGCCAGAUUUAUGGUUAUAGAAUGUCACUUUGGGCAGAGCAUCUUGGUAUGUUAGAUGAAACAUUUAAAGAGCCAGAAAGAUUGGAGUGUGUGCGUAAAGUGAAUGAAAUAGCAGACGAUAAUUGGAGAAAAUACGCUUCUGAAGAAAUGUCACUGCUACAGGGACAUCUUCUUAAGUAUCCCGUACAAAUAGAUUCUGAUGGGCAGGUCAGUUCAUUACCUGAUUGUGAUAGUUUCCCAGAUGCUGGUGGUAAGAUAUUGGGGGCUCAUUCCGCGACAAUUCCAGAUAUCCUAACAACGUAAACUCCUGAAUUCAUGUUUGAUUGAAGUUUUGGUGAAGGCUGUAAUAUGUUGCUUGCCUCUUUAAGGGGAAGAAGAUUUGAGUGAAGUGUUUAGUUUUCUCUACUUAGAAUUGAUUGUUCAAAUCACUUGUAAACCUUUCACAUAGGUAACAAUUCAUAUUUGUAAAAAACAUCACCAGUUUGUAGAUUGUUGUAUUAAUUGUUUGAUUCCUUUAUUUGUUCAUAAUUUUCUGCCA
Messenger RNA from Medicago truncatula (barrel medic), 3061 nucleotides. RefSeq names its product phospholipase D delta. Bases 208 to 2826 code for a protein of 872 amino acids. The record is from RefSeq and is a predicted model, not a curated record. Gene Ontology annotation, molecular function: D-type glycerophospholipase activity; calcium ion binding. Gene Ontology annotation, biological process: phospholipid catabolic process; phosphatidylcholine metabolic process. Gene Ontology annotation, cellular component: plasma membrane. The transcript has 10 exons. NCBI's taxonomy places the organism in Eukaryota, Viridiplantae, Streptophyta, Magnoliopsida, Fabales, Fabaceae.